This is a messenger RNA of Oreochromis niloticus (Nile tilapia), 2086 nucleotides long. RefSeq names its product FAM161 centrosomal protein B (gene fam161b). The transcript is spliced from 9 exons. Gene Ontology annotation, cellular component: cilium. The coding region runs from base 135 to 1757 and encodes 540 amino acids. The record is from RefSeq and is a predicted model, not a curated record. Lineage: Eukaryota; Metazoa; Chordata; Actinopteri; Cichliformes; Cichlidae. Gene Ontology annotation, biological process: cilium organization.
UCUGGUGGGAUACAAAGAACUGUAUCAACUUCGGGAGUCAUUAGCUCAACAAACAAACUGUACUGCAACUACUGAGCGUUUGGAGGAAUCUUCGACGCCGUGAAAUACUUGUUAAAACUCGUCUGCUCCCAGGUAUGAACGAUAAGUUAAAGCUGGAUACUUUGCUGGAGGAUGGACUGCAAUCAGAGUUAAUGCUCCAGCUGCAUCUUAAGGCUCUUAGAGAGACCCUGAAACAGCAGCUGCAGGAGACAGAAAGGAUACAGACGGAGGAGCUGGAAAAGAGGAUUCAGCAGAACGCUCACCUGUCAGCUGAUUCAAGUAAAAACACUUCUGGAAAUAAAAAAAACCCGACAGAGAUGACAAGAUCUUCUUCAGAAAUCCUAAACACUUCCCACAAACCCCUACAAUCAGAGAGGCCCGACACCUCAUCCUCUCCAGCCUGGUUAUCUUUAACAGAUGGGAAGCGUUGUUCUGUCAGGACUCAAGCGUGUGAGCCGUUUCCUUUAGCUAAAACUUCACAGCUGAUCAAAGAGGAGGAAGCCGAGGCUGAGUGUCAGAAGAAGUUCUCUGCUCUUCCUGUCCCCAGCCACAUCAUUCAGCCCAUCUACCAGGACAUGAUGGAGCACAGAGAAAAGGAGAGGAAGGAGGCCCACGAACAGAGGAAGCAGUUCUUGCUUUCCAUUCAGAAGCCUUUCAGCUUCCUGCAGAGAGAAAAGGAGAAAAGGGAGAAACUGAUUGCAAGGUUAAACCAAGUCGAGCAAGAUAUGAAAAACAGUGUUCGAGUUAGAAAACCAUCUCAGAAAGAAAUAAAAGACUCCCCAGACUCUGAGACAAAAGACCAGGAGGAAGUCUGCAGAAAAGUCCACUCUCAGGCGACUGCGAGGGAGGAGAAUCCUACUCGGAAUGGCCCGAAACUUCGCACAGCAGAGCGCACAAGGAAAGAAAAGCUGAGAUUUUUGGAUGAGAAGCCUAGUUUCCAUCCAAAAAUCAUCCACGAGGUCCCUGAUUUCAGCAUGUUGCACAAGGCCUUGCAGACAGAGACGCUGAAGAAAAUGCAGGUUAAAGAUGUGACAAAGUGUCAGCCGUUUGUCCUGAGAACUUCAUCUCGCCCACCAAGGCAAAGCAGGACGAGUCCGGUACACUCGCAGGCACCAAAAAUGAGUAAUCUCAGUAGAAGCAAGUCACUCGGGGCUUUAACGUUAAUAUCCACUGACACACUGCCCACAUACAUCACGGACGCUGUGAGGAAGCGCUCUAUGGCCAUCAGAACGUCAAUGGAGAUGAGGGAUAGUAAGAAUCAAGAGAGUGUGAACUGGUUGAGGAACUACCAAAUGAGAUGCCAAGCAAUGAAGAAGACAGUAACCCUCCAUGCAAAGUUACUGGACCCACGCAGCAGCUUGAAAGACGUGUAUGACGAGAAACUACAGAACCAUCGGGAGGCUGAUCAACAAAGAAUGAGGGAUUACAUGAGAGAAUUACGGGAAAUGAAGGCCAGAGUUAGUGAACGCCCUUAUCUGUUUGAACAGGUGAAACAGAGAAAUGCGAAAGCUCACGCAGAGCAGACAUACAGAAGCAAACUGAAGAAAGCCGGGCUAAAGGAGCAGUUCGUUGAAGAAAAUGGAGAAGCGCUCAUAUCCGAGGAUGACCGCAGCGCUGAAGACGACAUUCGAAGCAGGGAAGAAAAUGGAGGAGACGGGGAGAAAAUUGAAGAUGUGGGAGAGAAGAGCGUGAAGUCCAAAGGGGAAGAAAUGCCAUGAUCAAAAAGGUUCAGGCGGCACAGAGUUUUGUGGCCUCUCCACUAGAAAACAACAGUCCUCAAAAAUGAUUCAUGUCACUGCUGACUGUCCGCACCAAAUGUUUGAUAGUUUAAGAUGAGCGGCUAUAAAUCACGAAAUCGCAAAACAUCUGGAAUUUGCAAUCACAAAUGGAAGGAGAUAAAACUUUAUAAAAAUGUACAUAAGUGAUUGCUGUUGGUUUUACAACACUUUCCCCAAGGAAUAUGUAAUCUGUAGUUUUGAAGAUGAUGAGCAUGUUGUUGCCAGAAUAAAUGGUUCAAAAAUACACUGAGAACACCAGUUGAGCCCAG